Messenger RNA from Fusarium coffeatum, 327 nucleotides. RefSeq lists its product as uncharacterized. The record is from RefSeq and is a predicted model, not a curated record. The transcript is spliced from 4 exons. Bases 1 to 327 code for a protein of 108 amino acids. Lineage: Eukaryota; Fungi; Ascomycota; Sordariomycetes; Hypocreales; Nectriaceae.
AUGUUCGCCAAAGCUCUCACUGUCUUUGUUCUCCUCACCGCUGUCACGGCAAAGCUUCACGACAACUGUGCCUGCCACAAUGGUGAUGCCUACAACUUCCGUAUGACCAUUGAUGCAUGCAAGGUGUACAAUGACGCAGGCUACAAGUGGGGUGGUGCCGCCUAUGAUACCCCAUCCGGCCGAUGCGUUCAAGCAGAUGCUGAGGCUAAGCUCGCUGGUGACCAGUGGGAGGAUGCGUGCAAAGAAAUCGCUUCCAAGGGCUUCCCCUGCGCUGAUGGAAAGGGAACUUGCUAUGCCGACCCCAAGGAUGUCCGUGGCCGUUGUUAA